Molecule: messenger RNA, 1381 nt
Organism: Contarinia nasturtii (swede midge)
Lineage: Eukaryota; Metazoa; Arthropoda; Insecta; Diptera; Cecidomyiidae
Gene: Vps24
Product: charged multivesicular body protein 3
Exons: 3
Coding region: 300-986 (228 amino acids)
Biological process (GO): endosome transport via multivesicular body sorting pathway; protein transport; late endosome to vacuole transport
Cellular component (GO): ESCRT III complex; multivesicular body
Source: RefSeq, a predicted model, not a curated record
GUGCGUCGAAUAACAUCUUCGUUUCAAAAACACACAUUUCAUUUGGUUUUCCGAUAGGGAUCCGAUGACAUAAUUCAGCGUUUAUACAUACAUAUUUCAUAUUUGUGUACAAAGUUCUAUAUUUUGUACAUAUAUAGCGAACGAUGCGUCAUUGCUCAGAAUUUAUUUGUUUGCUUAAUUUUGUGCGAGGCAAAACACAACACUUUUAAAUAUUAAAAAAUAACAAACAUUUCUCUUAAUUUCAAUUUCACCUCCUAUUUUUAUACAAAAAAAAACACAAUAUUUUCUAUUGGAAUACAAUGGGUCUGUUCGGAAAAUCACAUCAACGCGAUCCCAAAGAACAAGUUAAUGAAUGGUGUCAUAAAAUUCGUAAAGAAGGAAAUCAAUUGGAUCGUCAAGUGCGUGCAAUAAAAAAUGAAGAGGAUAAAGUGAAGCGAACAUUAAAGCAGGCGGCUGCUAAAGGUGACAAAGACACUUGUACCAUUUUGGCAAGAGAAAUUGUUCGAUCGCGCAAAGCAACGAAUCGAAUUUAUACGACAAAAGCCCAUUUAAAUUCGGUGCAAUUACAAAUGAAAAAUCAAUUGGCAACUCUUCGUGUGGCUGGCGCUCUAUCGAAAUCGACCGAAGUGAUGUCAGCAAUGCAAAAUUUGAUUCGUGUUACCGAAAUAGCCGGAGUCAUGCAAGAAAUGUCAAAAGAAAUGAUGAAAGCUGGCAUCAUUGAAGAGAUGCUCGAUGAAACCAUGGAAUCAAUUGAAGACACUGAAGAAUUGGAAGAAGAAGUUCAAUCAGAAGUCGAUAAGGUUCUAUAUGAGAUAACUGAGGGCAAACUUGGCGUAUUGGAGCCACCGCCAACAACACCAGCCGAACCGAGUAAAAGUAGAGAUGAGCCUAGCACGAGUAGAGUGGCAGAACCGGAAGAGGAAGAAGAAGAUGACGAAGAAGAUCUUACUGAGAUGCAAACACGUUUGCAAGCCUUACGAUCCUAAAUUAAUUUUUUUUAAAUAAAUACCGACCUACCGGUGAACAUCUUAUUGAAACAACCAAACAUCAAUAUAUAUUUUUCAUGAACAUCGAUGUCGAUUUAAUGAUACUAUAGAUUUUAUGUGCGCUGCUAUUGCUUUGUGAUGAAAAUAAAUGUAUUACUAUGUAAAGAUAAAAAAAGAAUAAUUGAAAAUGAACACAUGCAAUGCGUGUAAUUAAGCAAAAAUACUUGAUAACACUGUCAAAUACAAUAUUAUUUAUCCAAUCCUUUUCUUGAACAGCUGCAAAUAAUUGGCUUUCAAUUGGAAUUCAUUUAUGUGUUGGAUUCCGUCUUCUAAACUAUUUAUUAUUUAUAUUUUACAAGUUAAUGCAAAUAAAACACACCAAUUGACAAAUGUCA